Exophiala xenobiotica is the source of this 2216-nucleotide messenger RNA. RefSeq lists its product as uncharacterized. The transcript has 3 exons. Gene Ontology annotation, cellular component: trans-Golgi network. Bases 62 to 2038 code for a protein of 658 amino acids. Gene Ontology annotation, molecular function: ubiquitin binding; phosphatidylinositol binding. The record is from RefSeq and is a predicted model, not a curated record. Gene Ontology annotation, biological process: Golgi to vacuole transport; Golgi to endosome transport; protein transport to vacuole involved in ubiquitin-dependent protein catabolic process via the multivesicular body sorting pathway. Lineage: Eukaryota; Fungi; Ascomycota; Eurotiomycetes; Chaetothyriales; Herpotrichiellaceae.
GACAGAGCGCAGUCGUACCAACAGAGAUCACACGUUGUCCGAUCACGCGAAUUGUGUGUAUAUGAUGGAAGCAACUUCUGCCAGAAUGGCUUCCAGGAACCAGUACCAGUUCGACGGCUUUUCUCCCCCUCGAUCGACCCUACAACGCUACAUAUACAAUGCCUGCGACCCGGUCGCCAACCUCGAACCCAAUCUAGCUUUGAACCUCGAGAUUGUCGACCUGGUCAACUCGAAGAAAGGCAAUGCACCUCGUGAGGCUGCCGUCACCAUUGUCCAACUCAUCAAUCACCGCAACCCCAACGUCUCCCUGUUAGCACUUUCCUUGCUCGAUAUAUGUGUCAAGAACUGUGGAUACCCGUUCCAUUUACAAAUCAGUACCAAAGAAUUCCUCAAUGAACUCGUCCGGCGGUUUCCUGAAAGACCUCCUGUGCGGCCGAGCCGGGUCCAGAGCAAGAUCUUGGAAGCGAUUGAAGAAUGGCGGCAAACGAUAUGUCAGACGUCGAGGUACAAGGACGAUCUGGGGUUCAUAAGAGAUAUGCAUAGGCUGUUGCUGUACAAAGGCUAUAUGUUUCCAGAGGUCCGGAGAGAGGAUGCUGCCGUACUCAACCCAAGCGAUAACCUCCGCUCUGCUGAAGAGAUGGAAGAGGAAGACCGAGCAGCCCAAUCCGCGAAGCUACAGGAGUUGAUCCGACGAGGGAGGCCACAAGAUUUACAAGAAGCCAAUCGUCUUAUGAAGGUGAUGGCCGGCUAUGAUACAAGAAACAAGACAAAUUACCGGGCAAAGGCAGCCGAAGAGGUCGCAAAAGUACAACAGAAAGCAAGGAUCCUGGAGGAGAUGCUACAAAACCACAAGGAAGGUGACAUUAUGGGGGAUGGAGACGUCUUCGAAGAGCUCGCUGCGGCACUUCAGAGUGCACAUCCAAAGAUCCAGAAAAUGUGCGAAGAGGAAUCGGACGAUGCAGAAGCAGUUGCCAAACUCCUCGAAAUCAACGACAGCAUUCAUCGGACCAUUGAGCGAUACAAAUUGAUGAAGGCAGGGCAAGUCGAGGCCGCCAACAAGAUUGCCAAAGGUACACUGGGGACCACGACUGGCGUGGGCAAGAAUGCUGCAAACGAGUUGUCCUUGAUUGAUUUCGACCCGGAACCUUCAGAUGCACCGACGGCGUCGGAUACGAACGGGUCUCUUUCACUCCUCGACGCUGGAACAACGGCACCUGCGCAAACACAAUCCAAACCACAUACUGUUGAGGAUGACCUGUUAGGUCUGUCUCUAGGAGACAGCAGUUCUGGACCAGGAUCUCUAGGAGCCAUCUCACUUGGACAAAGCACAACAUUUUCAGCACCGUCUGGAUCUAUUUUCUCCAGCGGCCCGAAUCCUCCUCCGAGUCAACAGCCCCUGCCUCAAGCCUCGCCUAAACCGAACUAUGACGCCUUCGCAUCUCUCACCAGUGCUCUGCCGUUGUCGAAGCCAGCGACUCCUGUACCUAUGGCGCAACAGCAAAGGCCGGCAAGCCAGGCACCUGUCGACCCCUUUGCGUCGUUAGUGUCUUCGAGCUCGAGGCCUUCAACACCGGCCCGACAGGCAAACACUCAGCAAUCAAUGCCUCAGUCGAUGGCGCCGAAACCAGCUAAUGUGGCGGCACAGGCGGAGGAAGAAUGGAACUUUGAAUCUUCCUUACCUGAAAGUUCCCUGGUCAAGGUGUUGGCGUCCUCCAUUGAAAUUGAUUUUGAACCACGACGACCCGCAGGUGCUGCACACAUUCAGAUAACCGCGAGGUUCUCCAACACGACCCACCAGCGCAUUACUGGCUUGCAUUUCCAGGUGGCAGUAGAAAAGAGCUAUUCGCUUCAACUCAAACCACAAACCGGGCGCGAGAUGGCACCAAAAGCACGCAAUGCAAUCCAGCAAGAGAUUCUUCUCAAUGGUGUUCCUGUAGGCAGAGGAAACGGGGUCAAGAUGCGAUUCAAGGUAUCCUACGAACUGAACGGGCAGCCACAAGAACAACAAGGAAAUGUGCCGCCAUUAGGCAUCAAUUAGCGCGGAGAAGCGUUCCGGAGAUUGUAGGGAAGCAUUACGCGCCGGCUUGAAAGGCUGCGGGCCUCGAGAGAGAUUGGGACUUGACACAUCCGUAGCCAUGGUCCAAGCACCCAACUAUGAAAUGUUGGAUCUUUCGUCAAUAUGCAAUUUUGUCACCGCCGCAUCGCUUCUUAAUUAA